Messenger RNA from Alosa alosa (allis shad), 2088 nucleotides. It is a transcript of the gene triobpa, whose product is annotated as TRIO and F-actin binding protein a. Gene Ontology annotation, biological process: actin filament organization; positive regulation of substrate adhesion-dependent cell spreading. The record is from RefSeq and is a predicted model, not a curated record. Bases 210 to 1916 code for a protein of 568 amino acids. NCBI's taxonomy places the organism in Eukaryota, Metazoa, Chordata, Actinopteri, Clupeiformes, Clupeidae. The transcript has 12 exons. Gene Ontology annotation, molecular function: actin filament binding. Gene Ontology annotation, cellular component: actin cytoskeleton.
ACUACUUUGUAGCUCCAUAGGUCGGAUGUAUGAUGCAAUGUUUGUGUCUAACUUAUUCACACUAGCCUACUUUCAAGUAGCCUAAAGUCUACUUGGUUUAAAAAAGGGUUCAAGAAUUUACCACUUAUGCUGUGAUGUGAAGUGUUUGUAUUGCUGACCUCGGCGAUAGGGCGUAUGGUGUGAACUGCUGAUGACAGCGAAGCCACUACAUGUUUGCAGAAUGUGAGGUUAACAUAACUUUCUUCUUUUUGCAAAUUGUCCGCCGGAAAUCAUAUUCUCUCAACAUGUCGCUGAAUAUUCUAAAUUUCAAAAAGGGUUGGAUAUUCAGGCUGGAUGAUGAUGAAGAGUGGAGAAAAUACUGGUUCGUUUUGGCCAACUCAAGGCUGAAAUAUUACAGAGACUCUCAGGCAGAGGAGAGAGAUGAACUGGAAGGAGAGAUUGACGUACGUUCUUGUGCAGAUAUUGUUGAGUGUGACGUGGAGAAGAACUAUGGAUUUCAGGUUCAUACCCAAGAGUCUGUGAUCACUUUGUCUGCCAUGACUUCCAGAAUCAGGAGGAGCUGGGUUGAGAUUUUAAGAAGGAAUAUUUUUUCAGACAACCUUCCGGAUCAAUGUCAUGGCUCCAGAUCUGAGAUCGUGGGCUCCAAGGCCAAUUCCCUAGAUGUUGAUCAGGAUGAGUCAAAUCUGGUGAGAGCUCCACUGACUAAUCAGAGAGAGGCAGGGGAGGGACGUGAUCGUGAUCAGGAGAGGAGAUUGGAGGAUCGAACCAGGUGGUUCCAGGAAGGUGUUCUGUGCAGUGAUGGGGUGUGCACCAGAUGGGACACAAUUGAACUUAAAAAGGGGACAUCCCAAGCAACAGAUCAAUUAGCAGAUAAUAUUGUUGGAGAAAGCAAAGACAUUGACAGGAAAUGGGAAGUUUUUGAGAGGCUGCCAUUUGGAGAGAUGAAGUCCCUUUGUCUGGAUGGUUCUCCAAACCAUGACUCCAGUAAUGAGGGAGAGGUUUUGUCACCGAGACAAAGAAGAGAAGUUUUACGCUCUGGACAAACAGAAGGUAGCUCGAGUGCUGGUGUGGGGGGCCUGAGUGCUGGUGUGGGGGGCCUGAGUGCUGGUGUGGGGGGCCAGUGUGCUGGUGUGGGGGGCCUGUGCGGCCCUACUGCCCCCUGUGUCCCGCGGCUGAGAGCACUGGAGCAGCUCUAUGAAGAGAGCCUGGAGGCGGCGCAGAGGGACCAUGAGAGGCGGAUAGAGGAGCUGCAGAAGGAGAAGGAGCGCCUCUUGAUGAAGGAAGCUCAAGCUGCCGCCAAGACUAUGGAGGCUUUAAGGAAGGCCCAUCAGGAGGAGCUGGAGAAAGCCAAAGGUUUGGUGGGAAGAGAGGCUCUAACAGAGAGCAGGAAGCCGUUGUGUGAGGCAGGUGAGCUGCAGGUGGAGCUGGAUGGGCUGUCUGAGAGGUACUCAGACAAGUGUGUGGAGCUCAGCCGCAUACAGGAGAGCAGUAGAGACACCUACUCAGAGAUGGAGCACCAGACAGUCAUAGAGCACCUCAGGAAAGAAAACCAGGAACUGCAGUCUCGGCUGACCGAAGAAAUCACCCUCAUGCGUGCCUUCAUCACAGGUCAAAGGUCACAGUCACAGUUGAUUUUCUAUGGAAGUCACGACCAUAGCUCCUCUGACAUGGAGGUGCUAUUACGAGCAAAAGACAAUGAGAUCAUGUAUCUGCAGAAGGAGAUCAGCUGUCUCAGAAAUGAAGUAGUCUCUCUGAUGAAGGAGAAGCAGUCUGUGUGUGAGCGCUUUAAGGAGGUGUACGUGGAGCUGAGCCGGGUGAGAGGAGCCAGUGAGCGGGAGCUGGGCUGUCUGAGGGAGCACCUGAAUCUCACUAUAGCGGCAGUGCAGGAGCAACAGCAUAUGAGCAGCAGCACGUAGCCCUGGACACCAGUCUCCAACUACAGUGUUUUACCAUACGGUCAAAUGCAAGCUCUUUUGUCAAAUUAUUUUCAAAAUGAUGACAAGCUAUGUGUUAGUUACCUAUGUGGUAUGAAUAACAAAACAAAAGCUUUUUGAUUUUAAUGAUUAAGAUUUAAAUUAUACCGCUCCU